AUGUUCGGCAUUAACUUUCGAGAGCACAGAUGGGCUGUGAUCUAUUGCGGAGUUUCGACUCUAGGUGCUCUUUGUUAUGGGUAUGAUCAAAUUUAUUACACCGGAGUGCUGGGGAUGAGAGCAUUCAUCAACGACUACGGAACCACAACCGACCCUGACACCGGCCUGAAGGCGUUGACGACAAGUUUUCUCUCUCUCACAGCUUCCAUCAUCUACGUCGGUGAGCUUUUCGGCGCUUUGCUCGCGGCUCCUAUCAACGACCGCUGGGGCCGCAAAGCUGUCUUCUGCUGUGCCUCUUGCUGCAUCAUCGCUGGUGCUAUCGUCCAGGUAGCCGACAAUGGCAGCGAGGGGCUCAUCAUCUUCGGACGCAUCCUGAUCGGUCUUGGAAUUGGCCAGUUCACAGUGACUUGUGUCCUGUACAUUGGCGAAAUUGCUCCAAAGGCCAUUCGUGGUCCGGCAUUGAUGAUGUUUCAAAUGAUGCAAUCUUGUUCUCAGCUAGUCGGAAGCGGAAUCACCCAGGGGACCGAGAGUAUUACUUCCACUGCCGCGUUCCGAAUUCCCAUGGGGCUUUUAACAUUGCUCCCGCUGUUGAUGUUGGCUGGUCUGCCCAUUAUCCCAGAAUCUCCAGCUUGGUACAUGAGUAAGGAUAGGAACGAAGGGGCUGAGGCAGCACUGCGAAAGAUCAACAGGAGCAAAGGGGAAUACGAUCCAUCAGAGGAUCUGAAAAUCCUCCGAGAAGCCGUUGAAACCGAGAGAGAGCAGGAGGCAGAAUCGACGUGGUCUUCGCUCCUCCGCGAUCCCAUCGAACGACGAAAGCUGAUCUUCUCCUGCGGAGCCAUGGUCGCACAACAAAUCAAUGGCAUCCAGUUCUUCUACUCCUACGGCGUGGUGUUCGCUCAGAGCAUUGGGAUCGCACAACCGUUCACCAUUUCGCUCAUCACCAACAUCUUACAAGUCAUCGCGUGUUCCGCUGCUGUGCUGCUUGGGAACAAAGUCCCCAGGAGAAUCAAUCUCAUUGUCACUACCAUCAUGAUGUUCUGCGCUUUUCUUGUUGUUGGUGGCUUGGGUACCCACAAGGUUCUCUCCAACGGAUACAGCGUCACAAUUGUAGUCUUCUCCUAUAUCAUUAUUUGCGCCUUCAACUUCGGUCACGGCCCUUUGGCUUUCGCGGUCGCAAGCGAAAUGUCAACAGGAAGAAACAGGAACAAGAUCAUGUCUUGUGCCAUCGUCACUUUCUUCUUCACUGUCUGGGUCAUCUCCUUUACAUCGCCAUACCUGUACUAUUCAGCAAACCUCGGUCCGAUGCUCGGAUUUAUAUAUGCUGGAACGACAUGUAUCACACUCGUAUAUGUCUGGUUCUGUGUCGGAGAAACAACUGGUCGAUCGAACCUUGAGAUUGAGUUGUUCUUCCAGCAAAGGAUUCCUGUCAGGCAAUGGAAGAACCACCAAUUUGACCAUAGUGGGGAAUCACUUAACACAGACGAAGAAAAGGCUGUUCAUGAGGUUGAAGAGCAGAAGAUCCCAGUCUUUGAAACUCGCUGA
Messenger RNA from Hyaloscypha bicolor E, 1542 nucleotides. Its product is annotated as general substrate transporter. Gene Ontology annotation, cellular component: membrane. The record is from RefSeq and is a predicted model, not a curated record. Gene Ontology annotation, molecular function: carbohydrate:proton symporter activity. Lineage: Eukaryota; Fungi; Ascomycota; Leotiomycetes; Helotiales; Hyaloscyphaceae. The coding region runs from base 1 to 1542 and encodes 513 amino acids. Gene Ontology annotation, biological process: carbohydrate transport; transmembrane transport. The transcript is spliced from 3 exons.